Aspergillus versicolor CBS 583.65 is the source of this 582-nucleotide messenger RNA. RefSeq lists its product as uncharacterized. The record is from RefSeq and is a predicted model, not a curated record. The coding region runs from base 1 to 582 and encodes 193 amino acids. The transcript has 2 exons. Lineage: Eukaryota; Fungi; Ascomycota; Eurotiomycetes; Eurotiales; Aspergillaceae.
AUGAAUUCUCUGAAACUCCCAACAAAGCUGGGGGAUAAGGGCCUGACAGAAUUCCACUGGUUACAAUCUGAACCAUUCACGGUGGAAGUUGAUGGAGGAACAGAGGUAACAUAUGAACCAACAGAAGGGUACUAUAAGGGCUGUAUGAGUGUCCAGAGGGGCUUCAUCUCGGCAGAAGACAACAAGAGUCCGAAGCCGAACAAGAAAGCCGCCGCUCCAGACCUAUACAAGUUAUCAGACGUAUAUUUUCUGGAAUGGCAGAGGCAAGCUGCCAACAGCAGAAAUAUCAAGCACCUUAAGUACUUUCUUCGGUUCCAUAUCGUCAAUACCGAUACCAAGAGAAUUAUCAGUCAGGCUACGGGAAACAAUGUCAAGGUAUGGCCAGGGGAUAUGUUUGGUAUUGAGACCGAUGAAGGGAAGGCCCUUCUGGCCACUCCCAAUGGGAUAGGAGUGGCCUACUUCCUUAUCAACCAUAAGCCAGAGCUGGGAGUUAAGACAGUAGAGAAAGUCCAGGUCUGGCGACAAGAAGAUGAUCCGGAGUGGUUUAAUAUGCUCUUCUACAUCAGCCAGCCUCAGAGAUAG